Messenger RNA from Acanthosepion pharaonis, 1539 nucleotides. NCBI's taxonomy places the organism in Eukaryota, Metazoa, Mollusca, Cephalopoda, Sepiida, Sepiidae. The record is from the annotation of a GenBank genome assembly.
AUGCUCUUCAUCCUCCACCCUAUUUCUCGAGGAUCCCUUCCCUCUCAAAGUCGGACUGAAGCUUUUACCCUCCCUCUUUCUUUCUUACACUUCAAUCUGUCCCCACCCUCACCAAAGUCAGAAAACUUGAGCCAAAUCCAAUGGGCUAAUCGCCAGAUGCAAAAACAAACCAUCAUUACUGCUUUCCCACCUCUUCCUUCCUUCCUUCCAUUUUCUUUCUUUCCAUUUGUUAUCCUUUCUCCCCCUCCUUCUUUCCUUCCUCCUUCCUUAUUCCUCCUUUAUCCCUCUUUCCCCUUCCUGCUUUCUUUUUCCUUCCAUUUUGUUAUCCUUCCUCCUCCUCCUUUCUCUUUCUUUUCUCCUUCCCUCUUCCCUUUUCUAUCCCUUUUCCUCCUUCCUGCUUUCCUUUUCCUUCCAUUUUGUUAUCCCUCCUUUUUCUCCUUCUUUCCUUCCUCCUUCCCUCUUACCUUCCUUCCUCUUUCUUCCUCUUCCAAUCUUUUCCCUUCCUUUUUCCUUCAUUCCAUUUUGUUAUCCUUCCUCCUCCUCCUUUCUCUCUUUUCUUCUUUCCUUCCCUCUUACUCUCUUUCCUCCUCCCCCUGUUCUAUACCUCAUUUUUUCCUGCUCCCCGUUCUUCUUCCCCUGCUAUAUCUCUUCCUUUUCCCUCAUUUUCAUUUCCCCUCCUCCUCCUCUCAUAUUUCUAUACUUCCUCCUUACUAUCUUCCCUUCCUCCUCCCCAUCUUUUCUCCUUAUUUUCCUUCUUUCUUUCUUUUGGUAUCCUUCAUCCUCCUUCCUUUCCUUAUUCUGCAUAAUCUUGAUACAGAAAUGGUAUCUGCUCCUUCCACCAGUCUCCAAGUCGCAGACAUGAUUGGGAUCAUUGUAGAUGCAUCAAAUUAUUGGACAUGCAAAGAAUUGAGUGCAAAUAUUUUGCAACUUCUUCAUCUCAAUUCAGAUAUUCCGAGCAUAUUAAUUUUGAACAAAGUUGAUCGCAUCAAGGAGAAAGAGACUCUACUUGAAAUGGUGCGUGUUUUGACCGAAGAUCACACUGGUGGAAUUGAAACUUGGCAAGACUAUCACACCCGAAUGCAAGCGUUGAGACAGAGUUUGAAGGGCAAGAAAGGAUGGUGCAAAUUUGAGAAAGUUUUUAUGAUUUCUGCCCUCACCGGAGAUGGAGUGUCACAAUUGAGAGAUUAUUUAUUGUCUCAAGCCGUACCUGGAAAUUGGGAAUUCCACAGUAGUUUGGUUACAGAUCAGGAUCCUCUGGUGUUGGCUCAUGAUUUGCUUUGGGAAAAACUUCUGGAAAUUUUGCCAGAAGAAGUUCCAUACAAAAUCCAAAUUAAAACACAAAUGUGGGAAGUGAAGGAUGACCAUUUGAUGAUUAUAUUGAAUGUUAUUUGUAAAAAGAAGCAGCAUUUGCAUAUGAUCAUUGGUACAAAAGGCAGCAAUAUCCGAAAUGCCAGUGAAGCUGCCCGCCAAGCCAUGAUGGAUGCUUUCCGGAUUGAUGUACGUCUCAAGAUUGAAGUCACAUUAGAAACAAACACUUAA